Messenger RNA from Blastocystis hominis, 1269 nucleotides. RefSeq lists its product as hypothetical. The transcript is spliced from 8 exons. Gene Ontology annotation, biological process: Arp2/3 complex-mediated actin nucleation. Bases 1 to 1269 code for a protein of 422 amino acids. Gene Ontology annotation, molecular function: actin filament binding. NCBI's taxonomy places the organism in Eukaryota, Bigyra, Opalinata, Blastocystidae. The record is from RefSeq and is a predicted model, not a curated record. Gene Ontology annotation, cellular component: actin cortical patch; Arp2/3 protein complex.
AUGUUUUCGAUUAACAAUCAACCUAUUGUAAUUGACUCUGGGACUGGAUUUACAAAAGUCGGCUUUGCUGGAAACGGGGCUCCAACGGCUAUUUUCCCGACUGCCAUUGCUUACCCUUCACAUAAGAGAACGACACGGUCCUUCCAGAGUCUGGACGAUCUGGACUAUUUUGUGGGAGAGCAAGCUUUCGGGAAGACUGACUACAUUCCGACGUAUCCGAUCCAGCAUGGCAUUAUUCAAGACUGGAAUAGCAUGGAACGGAUCUAUGAUUACUCUAUUUACCAAGAACUGCGUUGUAAUCCUGAGGAUCACUACUUUUUAAUAACGGAGCCGUUCAACAACACUCCGGAGAACCGUGAAUACACUGCCGAGGUGAUGUUCGAGACCUUCAACGUUCCAGGAAUGUACAUUGCGACGCAGGCGGUGCUCUGUUUGUACGCAAACGAAUUGUCGAAGAAGGAUGGAGGCGCUAUGAACUCGGCUGUUUCGGGCGUGGUGGUGGAUGCUGGAGAAGGCGGGACCUCGAUUAUUCCUGUGGCGGAGGGCUAUGUGUUGGGAGCUGCGGUGAAGACGCUUCCUCUGGGUGGCCACGAUAUUUCGGAGUUCAUUCUGCGUCGUCUGCGCGAGCGCAACGAGCCCGUUCCGUCGGAGGACAUUCUGGACGCCGUGAAGCAGGUGAAGGAAUCGCUGUGCUACUGCUGCGGCAACCUGGUGAAGGAAUUCUUUGCGUUCGACGAAGAUCGGAGCAAGUUCAAAACGGUGUCUGGAAUCAACGCUCGAACCCAGCAGAAAUGGACGAUCGAUGUGGGAUACGAGCAGUUUUUGGCCCCCGAGCUGUUCUUCAACCCGGAGAUUCUGAAUCCUGAAUAUACGACGCCGUUGGCGAACUUGGUGGAUCAAACGAUCAUGCGCUGUCCGGUGGAUGUGCGUCGUCCGCUGUACAGCAACAUCGUGGUGGCGGGCGGUUCCACGAAGUUUAAAGGAUUUGACAAGCGACUGAGCCGCGACUUGAAGCGAAUCGUGAAGGCUCGGUACGAUGCGAACAUUUCUGCGGUACGCGCGAAACUGCAGGGAAAUCUUGAGAUUCAAGGAAAGGAGAUGGAAGUGGUGGUGAAACCUCCGAAGAAACGGGAGAUUGCUUCGUGGAUGGGAGGCAGUUAUGUGGCUUCGCAAGAUGAGUUUGUAGGAGCGUGUGUGACGAAGGCGGAGUAUGAGGAAAAAGGAGCGAAGGUAGCUCGCAAGAAUGCUCUCGUGAAAGUGGACUAUUAG